AUGAGCAUCCCACAAUACAUCUUUGUCCCUACACCAUGGGUCAUCCUACAAGAGUCAGGGGAUCUUGCUCCUGCUAUUCCUCUUCGAAUUCAUACUGCACAAGAAGGCUCUGAACUAUCUCGAUGGAGUGUGGAUGGUGCUCGUCACAAGAGUGUCAAUUCAUUUGCCCUUCCUCCAACUUAUCCAGUUCGACAGAGAGAGAAAUCCAAAUCAAGCCAACCAUCAGAUGAUGCUCCCUUGAAUCCUUCUCCAUCGGAGAGUCAUGGUGCUUUAUUGGAUAUCCCUCCAAGGCAAGAACCGAGCAGGAGACACAUUGCGGGACGCUCCGAAAACUCGAACCAAAGCAAAAAGAAGUGA
Messenger RNA from Seminavis robusta, 357 nucleotides. NCBI's taxonomy places the organism in Eukaryota, Bacillariophyta, Bacillariophyceae, Naviculales, Naviculaceae. The record is from the annotation of a GenBank genome assembly.